GGCGACAGCACACUGUUUGCCGCGCAACACCUAUCCAUACAUUCCUGCUCCAACACCACGCUACAAACACUCGCAAGCCUGCACCUUCUGCGUGCCCAGCUGCACCGCCGCACUUGUUUUCCUCGCAACGUGAGAAGGCUUCCAAUCUACUCUUGUUUUUCCCAACUAUCGAAAACCAUGGGAGCGGGGGCAUCUGCCGACCUGUCCAAGGACCAACUUAAGGAGAUUUAUGCGGACGUCAAGCACCGCCUGUACCCGCAUCAGCAGACGGCCGUGGAGACCUUGUUCGAGUCCUCGGAAAACGCGGCCGAGAUCCUCGAGUGCGUGAACACCCACCUCAAUGACGCCGAGGUUCCCAACAUGGACUACGAGACGAAGCCUGAUUUCACCGACAAGCACGUCUCACUCAUGUCGAAGCACCUCACGCCCGAGCUCUUCACGCAGCUCAAGGCCGCGGGCGCCACCUCCAAAGGGUACACAAUAUCCCGCGCUAUUCAGACGGGCGUGAUGACGCCCCACCUGGGUGUCGGCAUCACCGCCGGAGACGAGGAGUCGUGGGCACUGUUUAAGGACAUCUACUUCCCGAUCAUCAAGGGUUGGCAUCAGUUCGACCCAGAAACUCAGAGCCACGCGUCUGACCUCGACGCGUCGAAGCUAACCAUGACCGACGAGCAGGUGGCCAUGUUCAAUGAGUUUGUCGUGUCUACCCGCAUCCGCGCCGCCCGAAAUGUUUCUGGCUACGCCCUGCCUGCGGGCACUGAUGACGAGGACCGAAAGAAGGUGCGAGAAGUGCUUUGCGGAGCCUUCGAGAAGUUCGAGGGCGAGCUGGCGGGAAAGUUCUACGACCUUGGCGCGUUGUCUGACAAGGACCGCAACACGCUCCUGUCCAACGGCUUCCUGUUCCAGAUCCCUAAGACCACCAACCUCCUCUGGCACGCCGGAGCCGCCAAGAACUGGCCCACUGACCGCGGAAUCUUCCACAACGAAUCAAAGACCGUCUUGUGCUGGGUGAACGAGGAGGACCACUGCCGCAUCAUCUCCAUGGAGGACGGCGGCAACGUCAAGUCGGUCUUCACCAGAUUCGCCCAGAUAUCGGAGGCGCUCAAGACAGCCGCCGAGGCGAACGGAACCAAGCUCAUGUACUGUGACAAGCUUGGCUUCCUCGGUACCUGCCCGUCCAACCUCGGCACCGGGCUGCGUGCAAGUGUGAUGAUCAAGCUCCCCAAGUUCAACGAAACUGAAGAGUCGCGUCAAGUGCUUGAACAGGUGUGCGACAAGUUCGACUUGCAGCCAAGAGGGUCCGCUGGCGAGCACUCCGCUGCUGUCGAGGACAAGUUCGACGUCUCUAACAAGCAACGCAUCGGGUUCACCGAGGUGCAGCUGGUGCAGAAGAUGAUCGACGGGGUCACGCAGGUCAUCUCGUUCGAGAAGGCUAUGGCGGCGGGGGAGAAAGACCUCUCGGCAGUCAAGGGGGAGAUUGCCUAGCUGAUACUCAUCUACAGCUUGUAUACCACCGCAACUUGUGUGUGUAGGUUAUUAUAUGAGGCAAACUCCCACAUUUGACAUGGCAUCAGUGUAAAGCAGGGGAGAUGAUAGCAAUUUCAGAGGAUGAGAGCACAGUGUAAGCAAUGGGUGGAAGAAACCACUCAGUCGUUUUCGAUGAGUAUGUGGAGGGCAGUUGGGUUGGGGGCAGUUGCAUGCAAACAUGUUAAGCAUAUCAUAGCAGAAGCACGUAUGAAGCACGGUCGCGUACUCCUCGUGGGGAUGCCGACAUUUUUACUAUCACGUCUUUACGAGGAACAUCCUUUGGUGGGCGCCGAAGAUUCAGCUCUUGAAUUACGACGCGGGGGGAGGAAAGUAGGUGUAGUGCAAAAAGUCAGGGGGACUUCGUGUUGUCUCAUCUGUCUCUAGCACAACCUGUACACGCUGGUUUACCGCUGUAAGCAGACCUAGUCACAGAGUGCAACGAUAUGGGUCAAGCGGUUGUGUACAAAGGGGGUCGGAUGUCAAGUGCCCUCCCCCUGGGGGGGAGAGGUGCGGGGGGCUGGGCGAGGGAGGAAGUAGGGUUAGGUAGGGUCCGUCCGCAUCGAAUCAUUCUGCUGGUUUGCCUUGUUUCUCGGUCGUCCUAUCCCAGUGUGCAGCUUAGCUAUGCAUCCACCUGCGGUCGUGAAGGAAGCCUACAUUUAAAACAGAGUUGGCCGUCCUUCACCUGGCAGUGCGAGAGAAUUGCGUAUCUUUGCAGAACAAUCAUGUAUUAGGCUCUUUUCCAAACAGCCGUCAUGGACGCCCUGUGUGCUGUGAACGCGAACUUUUUCGCCCCCGCAAGGUAGAGAGGGCAGUGGCUUCCGUCACGUGUCUUGCACGACCAACAUUGGAAAGCCAGUCGCAUGACAAACAGGAGGGCUGUGACAACUCGAGCAAAGUCCACAGUGGCAUUCAAAAUGGCAGCGACGCUGCACCCGUUGGAUUUGGUCCGAUGAAAGGCCGUUCGGCGACC
This is a messenger RNA of Ectocarpus sp. CCAP 1310/34, 2497 nucleotides long. The record is from the annotation of a GenBank genome assembly. Lineage: Eukaryota; Phaeophyceae; Ectocarpales; Ectocarpaceae.